AUGGCUGCAGUUCACGAUCCUUUCCUCUCGGCAGGUGCAAGAUUAGUGGAACGGGCUCCUAGCGGCGGUGAUGAACCGGAUUGUGGAGGGAGACAAGAGAAGAGAGCGAUGGAGGGUUGCGCGAUGAUCAAGUGGUGCACCAUCUACAUGGACCACAUCACCUUCAAGGACUACGAGGUCCACGACGUCAUGGGCCUCGAGCUCUACUACAACUAG
Messenger RNA from Striga hermonthica, 216 nucleotides. The record is from the annotation of a GenBank genome assembly. Lineage: Eukaryota; Viridiplantae; Streptophyta; Magnoliopsida; Lamiales; Orobanchaceae.